GUAAGAUCGUUUGUGUUCUUGCGAUCACUCUGUAGCGUUUUAAAAAAUUAAACAUGGCCUCGAACCGAGGAAUUCAGAUUGGAUCCGCGUGGUUUCAACGGAAACUGAACUUGAGGCCGCAGCACCGGGGCGUGCACCUCGUCACCGAGGAGAUCCUCAAGCAGGUGCCGGAGCUCUCGCAGUUUGCAGUCGGCCUCUGCCAUAUCCAGAUAAUGCACACAUCGGCAAGUCUUGCGCUCAACGAGAGCUGGGAUCCUGAUGUUAGAGACGAUAUGGAGAUGAUGCUCAAUAAAAUAGUGCCGGAGGGCUUGCCUUAUCGACACUCCUGUGAAGGUCCUGACGACAUGCCUGCCCAUGUGAAAGCAUGCUUCCUUGGGUCCUCACUAACAAUACCCAUCACUGAUGGCAAGCUAAACCUUGGCACCUGGCAAGGAGUUUGGCUCUGCGAACAUAGGAAUCACGCUGGCAGCCGAAAGGUGGUAGUGACGCUGUCAGGGUGCCCCCGUGACUCACCCCUGUCACCUGUAUCGGCCGCGUCGUGUUCCAGUUAGGAAAGGGGGGGGGGGCGCGACCCCCCAGACUCACUCUCAUUCGCG
Spodoptera exigua (beet armyworm) is the source of this 596-nucleotide messenger RNA. The record is from the annotation of a GenBank genome assembly. Lineage: Eukaryota; Metazoa; Arthropoda; Insecta; Lepidoptera; Noctuidae.